Lodderomyces pseudojiufengensis is the source of this 756-nucleotide messenger RNA. RefSeq lists its product as uncharacterized. The transcript has a single exon. Gene Ontology annotation, molecular function: structural constituent of cell wall. Bases 1 to 756 code for a protein of 251 amino acids. The record is from RefSeq and is a predicted model, not a curated record. Gene Ontology annotation, biological process: fungal-type cell wall organization. Gene Ontology annotation, cellular component: fungal-type cell wall. Lineage: Eukaryota; Fungi; Ascomycota; Pichiomycetes; Serinales; Debaryomycetaceae.
AUGCAAUUAUCAUCAAUAUUAGCUACAACCAUUGCUUUACUUUCAACCACUCAAGCUGGGUAUGUUGACUACACUACUAAAUGUUGUGAAGAAGAUUCAGGAAUUACAACUUUCGCUGAUGAAUUUGCUUUAGGCGUAAAACUUUGUGAUUCUGAUGAUAUUUAUGUUGUUUUCGAAAUUGAAGAUGGUCAAUUAGAAGUUUCAUGUGAUACCUAUGACUGUUCAAGCUGUUAUACUGAACCACCAUGCUACACCACUACUCCAUGUGCAGAACCAACUCCAAUUGUUGAAAAACCAAAAGAUAAAUAUAAAAAACCAAAAGGAAUUGAUUAUAAACCAAAAGAUAAAUAUGGAAAAAAACAUAAUAAAAGAGGUGAUUCAUACAAAUAUAAAUACAAAUAUAAUGAUGCUAUUUCAGAAAAAGAUUUAUGUUACCCACACUGUACUGUUUUUGAUGAAUGUUAUGAUUAUUUUACAUUAUGUGAUUCAAAAUUAUAUGAUUACAGACAUUUCCUCGGUGAAAUAGUCGCUAAUCAUCAAUUCCAAUUUGAUGAACAUCCACAACCUGAUGCUUUAUACAACAAAGGAUGGAGUAUUGUAUACAAAGAUGGUUAUUAUGAAUUAGCAUUAAAUGGAUGUACUGAUUUCUGGGAAUGUCCAGUUAAUGAUUAUGGAUUAUACAAACUUUAUGAUAAAUCCAUUGAUAUCAAAUGUAAACCAGUUGAAAUCAUUAUCAUCUUUAAAAAAUGUGAUUAG